Molecule: messenger RNA, 2722 nt
Organism: Lolium rigidum
Lineage: Eukaryota; Viridiplantae; Streptophyta; Magnoliopsida; Poales; Poaceae
Product: putative disease resistance RPP13-like protein 1
Exons: 2
Coding region: 49-2205 (718 amino acids)
Biological process (GO): defense response to other organism
Molecular function (GO): ADP binding
Source: RefSeq, a predicted model, not a curated record
UACUGCCAUGACGAACUAAUCUACCGCCGCGCGUUCCAACAGGCAGCCAUGGAUCUGUACCUGACCGCGACGUCCCUCGUCUCUGACGCGAACAAUUGGUUCGAUUUCCUCGGCACGACCUUCUCCGCGGUCUCCGAGCUGCUUUCGAGAUGGAGGCAUAAGCAGGAGCGGCGGCAUGGCGAGGCGGAGAGGAGGCAGCUGCAGUGGAAGGAGGAGGAUGCGAAGAUGAGGCAGCUCAACUAUUGCCUCCUCGAUCUGCCAGAUCUGAUCAACCACGCUGAGUGGCUCAGCUACAUAAAAGACGACAAAGAGGUGGCGAAGCUCCUCCCCGAUCUCAAGGGUCGAGUGAACGACGCAUACGACCUGCUCGAAGAGUUCAGUUACCACCAUCAGCUACAAUCAGAGCAGCCGGGGGACGAUUUCCUGAAGAUCAUCACCGAUGGUAACCUUGUGAGGGAGAUCCUGGACGAUCUGAACUGUCUGAGAAACACAAUGGGGUGCAUCAUCGAUCGUCGUGCUCGUGCCGAGCCGCAGCAGUUUGGCAAGUUGCUAAGGCCGGCCAUGAGCUCCUUCUACGACAAGUCCAAGGUCCGUACACUUCACAAAGAAGUGGAUAAGGUACUCGAGCUACUGGAGGUGGAGACCUGCUGCUCUCCGGGGACUCGCAAACGGCGCAUCAGCGGGAAAUCCACUACAAUCAGCAAAAGGGCCAGUAGAACUGACACUGUCCCUUGUAGUACAUCCGCAAGGGUAGAAUGCACCAGUGAAGAAGCUAGUACAACUGUAUUAGCAAUAUCUGGCAUCGGGGGUGUGGGAAAAACUACACUCGCCCGGCAAGUUUUCAACGAUGAGAGAAGCAAGAGGAAUUUCGAUCUGAGAAUUUGGAUAUCUGUCUCGGACGACUUCAACGUCAGGAGAUUGACCAAGGAGUUCAUACAGUCUGCUCUAGAAAAUUUGAUGCAAUCUGAUAACUUGUGUAGCCUUCAGCAGACACUCACCGAGAGGAUUGUCAGCUUGAAGUUCUUACUUGUUCUUGAUGAUGUGUGGGACGACGUAUAUACCAAUGAAGACAACAGGUGGCAUGAUUUUCUUGAACCAUUGAAGUCAGCCCAACAAGGAAGUGCCAUUCUGCUGACGACAAGGUCUCAGAGGGUUGCAGAUCUAGUGAAUGGGAACAUGCACUUCCAUCUAGAAGGGCUUCCGACUACAAUGUUCGACGAGUUCUUUGAGGCAUGUGCAUUUGGUGUAGACCAUUGUGUAGCUAAUCCAGAACUGAACCCCAUCGGCAAAAGGAUAAUUCCACACCUGAAGAGAAGUCCAUUAGCUGCUGAAACUCUUGGACGCAUACUGAAGCCUAUGCUGGAUAGAGAGCAUUGGGGCUGGGUCGCAGGGAGAGAACUGUGGGAGCUGAAACAAGAGAAAUAUGACAUCUUGCCAAUCCUUCGACUGAGCUAUCUGUAUCUACCUGCCCACCUGAGAAGCUGCUUUUUGUUUUGCUCCAUGUAUCCAAAAGGUCACCAGUUUGACAAAGAUACUCUUAUCAACACUUGGAUAGCAGCUGGUUUAAUCGAGUCCUGCAAGGGCGGCAAGCUAGAAAGCAACGGUCAUCAAUAUUUCGCGGAACUGCUACAUCGAUCCCUCUUGCAUAUAGAUGCAAGCAGCCCAACAUCCUCCAUUUAUGUCAUCCAUGAGUUGAUGCAUGAUAUGGCGAAGCUAGUUUCUGAGAAUGAGUGGUUCGUCGUGAAAGAUGAAACAGAUUUGCAAAAGAUCCCUGAAGAUGUUCGGCAUCUGUCAAUAAUUGGCGGCACUGGUCUUAAUGAAACCAACUUGCAGAUGCUGUGCAAGUACAAGAAGCUGCGUUCCGUUGUAUGCCAUGGUCUUGACUCUGACAUACUUACUCCUGCAGCUAAGUGCUGGUUUGAGGUGCUCACCAAAAUACGAAUGCUGGGGUUUGUGUCUUGCAAGGUUAACUAUCUGCCUGAGAAUAUCGGGAAUCUAAAGCUUCUCCAGUACCUCAAUAUUGGUGAAUGUACUUUCGAAGAGCUUCCUCCAUCUUUUUGGCAACUAAAGAGUUUACGAAUUGUAGAUGCUCAGAAAUGUCGCAUCCAACAAAUUCCAGAAGAAUUCAACCAGCUAAGAGGCAAACUACAGAGAUUUAAGUUGCGGGGUAUAGUAGUCAGAGAACCUGGCAAUUAUGCAGUUUGAGGAAACAUGGAAAUUAAAUAGAAGAGCGACAUCAACCAGUAAUUGAAGCAUAGUUUCACCUUCUAAUAGGGUAAUGAGCAAGAAGAAUGGUUGUCUCCUUGGCCACCUCAUUGGCACAACCCUUCUUCGCCCUGGGAGUGUAACGAAUCAUGGAAAAGUAUCUUCAGACAAAUAUGUACAUUUCUCUGGUGCUUAACCCGCCUUCUCUUCCAUGUUUGUAUUCCUAUUCGUCUUGCAAGUUGAAAUACCUAGUGCUGAGUGCUAACCCAGUAUUUCUGUGAACCGUACAUUUUCUGUACAGGUUUCUAAGAGCUCUAGAACAUUACUGGAUGUAUGUGAUGUAUGUGGCAGAUUAGUUGAGUCCAAGUUUGAAGAUUAAAUUAGUUAAUGUUUACGGUUGCUAACCUGUUAGUUUUAUUUUAUCAAGUUCUGUUAAGUUCAGUUUUGAAAUGUUGUAAUUUCAGAAUAUUAGGAAACUUUUAAUAAAGUUCCCAUGAGUUCAAUGGGUUCACUUUUA